This is a messenger RNA of Pleuronectes platessa (European plaice), 2465 nucleotides long. RefSeq names its product mucin-13. NCBI's taxonomy places the organism in Eukaryota, Metazoa, Chordata, Actinopteri, Pleuronectiformes, Pleuronectidae. The transcript has 12 exons. Gene Ontology annotation, biological process: cell-cell junction assembly. The record is from RefSeq and is a predicted model, not a curated record. Bases 79 to 1803 code for a protein of 574 amino acids.
GGUUGUUGGACACCCAAGGCUCUUGCACGCACAACCCUCUCUGGCUUUCUUAAUUUGAGGUGAAUUUUACUUUUUCCAAUGGCUGGAAAAUACCACUUGUUUUUGGUUCUGUGGUUCGUCGUGGGCUGUUUUGAUCCAGUUGCUGUAACUUCAGCCACUGAAGUAACGGAUGCACCAGGUUCAACGUCAGUAGCUCCAACAACAGUACCAGGUUCAACGUCAGUACCUCCAACAGCAGCCCCAGGUUCAACGUCAGGAGCUCCAACAGCAGCCUCAGGUUCAACGUCAGGAGCUCCAACAGCAGCCCCAGGUUCAACGUCAGUAGCUCCAACAGCAGCCCCAGGUUCAACGUCAGUAGCUCCAACAGCAGCCUCAGGUUCAACGUCAGGAGCUCCAACAGCAGCCCCAGGUUCAACGUCAGUAGCUCCAACAGCAGCCCCAGGUUCAACGUCAGUAGCUCCAACAGCAGCCCCAGGUUCAACGUCAGUAGCUCCAACAGCAGCCUCAGGUUCAACGUCAGGAGCUCCAACAGCAGCCUCAGGUUCAACGUCAGGAGCUCCAAUAACAGCCCCAGGUUCAACACCAGUAACUUCAACAACAGCACCAGAUCCUUGUCAACCGAACCCAUGCGGCCAGGGAAUCACCUGUGCAGUGCGUGCCAAUCAAACCUUUGUCUGCUUGUGCUUGCCGGGUGAUAGCUACGAUUAUGUCAGCCAAGUUUGUGUGAAAGCCAAAGUUUUCCCUGGACAACUUUCCCUGCCGGAAUUAAUCUAUAAUGAAAACUUUGAAAACACUCAAUCACCCGAAUUUAAAGAAGCUGCACAAAAUAUUACUGAUGAGCUGUCAAAACAAUUCGAUGAAGGAAAUAAGGGGUUCACUAAUGCUACAGUGCUCUCACUCCAGAAACUUCCAAAGAGCAGAGUUGGAUCAGUGAGAAGGGACGGGGUCACUGCAUCAAUAGAGAUCUUCUUCAGUGCGACUUCUACCAUCACAACAAAUGAUGUUACAAGUGUGAUGGAAAAUGCUACUAAAUGUGAAACUUGCCUACUGAAAGGUGGAGCUUUCAAAGAGAUCGAUUUGUGCGCUGCGAAACCCUGUGAUGAGAGGACUACCAAUUGCUCUGUGGUGGAUGGAGACUUUGAUUGUAAAUGCAAGGAGACCUACAUCAAGACGAACUUCAGUGAAAUAAUGUGCAUUGCUUGUCCCGAAGGGCAGUAUGCAGUGGAUUCUAGUUCUUGUGAUGACUGCAAAUUUGGUUACUCUGGUUUCAACUGCAAAGAACACUGGAAGCUGGCACUGGUUAUCGUUGGCUCCGUGCUCGGGGGCCUGCUGCUCAUCACACUCAUCCUUCUGCCCAUCCUGGCACUGAGAUCCUCCAAGAAGAGCACUAAGGAGAGCAAACAUGAAGACAUCGGGACACCUUAUGUCAGUCACUUUCCUGCCAAGUCACCGAUGGCUAACGGUAACGGCAGCUACGCUAACAGCCAGAAGCCAUCAUAUCAUGGGUCAGGCUAUGAAGGUGCUGGGGUGCCCAAGAUCCCACGAGCAACAACCAACAGCAACUGGGACCGCAGGACCAACCUGGAGAUGACUCCUAGCAACAGCCGGCAAAACCUGGUCCCUAUGGGCAGUAACUCGCGGCUCUACGACGACGAAGAUGACUCCUACACUCGACCCCAGAGCAACCUCUAUGCACCUGCACCUGCACGUCCACAGAGCAACCCAUACGCCCAGAGUCGACCUCAGAGCAACCCGUACGCUGCGAACCAGGGCCAGAACAAUCCUUACUACCAGCAAAGAUAGAAGGGAUGACGAACCCAAAAGGUUCAUGACAUUUACCGAGAUCGAGACCUUCUUCUGCCCAAUCAUAAGCUGUCAUGAAUCAUUCCUCUCUGUCCUCGACUAAUCUUCUAAGAAAAUUUGGUGUGUGAGAAACAUCAACGAUCUUUUUAAAGGUUUCUCAAUAUUAUUUACAAUGAGCCGAUUAAACUAUUUCUUAUUCAACAUCAUCUAACUGAAAUGGCAUUGGUCCAGAAAUGGAUUACUUUUAAAUUAGGAGCUGUUUAUGAGCAGCUAAUAUAUCCUGCUGCCAAUGAGUUUACAAAUAAUUGCUUUGUAUUUUUGUGGGUUUGUAAUGAGUCUAGUUUAUGUGCAAAUAUUAUUUUUUGAGACAAGUUUUCUUUCGUUCCAAUAAAACCUUUGAGUUCUUCCUUUAAAUCCAACCUUCACAUAUUUCAACAUAAUUUGUGUAAGAUGUUUACGACAUUGAAAUAGAUUUAUGUUCUAUUUUAUAUAUAAAUGUGAGUAUGUUUUGUUAAGUAAUAUAUAACUUUUUCCUUUGUAAAUCAUUAUAUCUUUAUGAUAUUUUAUUUCAUUUAACCAUAAAAUGAUUUUUAAAAGUAUCUUAACCACAACAUUUGUACAUGGAUUUAACACUACUUUGAAAUAAAGGGAUUCCCACUUCU